AGACCUCUGGGCCCGGGCGCAGGCGCAGACUCGCCAGCCCCAGACUCCGGGGAGGCCCGCCAGCCAUGAGCCAGGGCGGAAUGGAGGAUGCAGAAGUCUUGGGAGAGGGCUUCGCACUGUCCAUCUCUUCCGCCUCUGAAGCUGAGUUUGAUGCUGUGGUUGGAUCCAUCGAGGCCAUUGUCAUGGAUGCAGAGUUCCAGGUACUGCAGAGAAAUUUCAUGGACAAAUACUACAAGGAGUUUGAAGACACGGAAGAGAAUAAACUCACCUACACACCAAUUUUUAAUGAAUACCUCUCUUUGGUAGAAAAGUAUAUUGAAGAACAGCUGCUGACACGGAUUCCCAGAUUCAACAUGGCUGCUUUCAUAGCAACAUUAAAGCAUCAUAAAGAUGAGGUGGCUGAUGACCUAUUCGACAUGCUGCUCACAUUUACAGACUUCCUGGCAUUUAAACAGAUGUUUCUGGACUACAGAGCAGAAAAAGAAGGCCGAGGACUGGACUUAAGCAGCGGCUUAGUAGUGACGUCGUUGUGCAAAUCCCCUUCUGUGGCAGCUUCCCAGAACAACCCCUAGCACUGGCUCCCACCUACAGGCAAUGGUGGCCUGCACAACACACAUGGGCCCAAUAGGCCAGGAGAGGCUUCUGCUCCUGAUGAUUGGAGACUACACCGUGGAGAGACUGGCUCUGUUCUGCAACUGUUUAUUAAUGUUAGGUUUUGAUAGGUCAGAAAGUCCUGAUGCUCCCAGGUCUUCUCUUUUUCCUGAAACACCUUCUUCUAUUCAAUAAUUCCUAGUAUUCCUGCCAAAAUAGACACCUCUCUCAGGUGCUUCUGAGAGUCAGACUGCUCUGGGAUAAGACUAGGUCAAGCAUUCCAUCUGGAAGGCCCCUUUCCCUGGAAUAUGUGUUCCUGUGACAACCAAGUGAAACACCACCAUCACAAACCCUCCCUGUGGGAAAUACCAAAGACAGGUUUUGCAUAAAUUUCCCCCUGCUCACAGCUCUUUCACUUGAUUGAGAGUUUCAGUCCUUCAAACCCAGGGACCCAUCUGUGUGGACUUUUUGUCUGUUUAGCAAUGCUUAUCUACAUUGUUAAAACAGCUGGCCCUGUCUGAAACUCCUAUUUUCAGCCCACCAUCACGGGAAAAUUAGAACUGGUCUUGGCUGUGGGAAUAAACUAAAAAAUGAUGUCUUUCGCCCAACAGCGUCAUGUGAAAAUCAAUUCCUAGUCUUGGGUUUACAGUUCUUUUAUCACUGUCUUCUUCUAGUCCUGAUUGAGUCCUACUGUUGCAAAA
Molecule: messenger RNA, 1292 nt
Organism: Hyaena hyaena (striped hyena)
Lineage: Eukaryota; Metazoa; Chordata; Mammalia; Carnivora; Hyaenidae
Product: ADP-ribosylation factor-like protein 2-binding protein
Exons: 1
Coding region: 66-572 (168 amino acids)
Biological process (GO): positive regulation of tyrosine phosphorylation of STAT protein; maintenance of protein location in nucleus
Cellular component (GO): mitochondrial intermembrane space
Source: RefSeq, a predicted model, not a curated record